AUGUUUAGGCUUUUGAUUUUGUUAUUGGGACUUGUGCUAACCACCCAAGCUAAUGUUAUACGAGUCAAUGAUAUAUCAGAUGGACGAAUGAUAAAUGCUGACACCACCAAUAUAGAGCAAUAUCCAUAUCUUGUGUCUGUACGUUUGGAUGAUGAGCAUUACUGUGUUGGUAGCAUACUAAGUGAACGUAUUAUAUUAACCGGUGGUAUGUGCCUCUACGGUCAAAGUACUUCUAAGUUAAAUAUUCAAUACGGUAUGACAAAAAUUGGUGGCGACGAAAAUAUUAUUGCUGCAGAAUGUUUCAUUGUAUAUCCACUAUUUAAUCCGGUCAAUUUUGAUUAUAACAUUGGUCUGAUUAUACUAAGUGAUGAUAUACCACUAAGUAGUACAGCACAACCAAUUACUUUAGCUGAAAAUAAUCCCGAUGCCGGAAUCGAAAGCACUUUUAUUAGCUGGGGUUCAGAAACAGAUGAUACUAUAUUGGAAAGAUCUUAUCUUACGACCAUAACAAAUCCUGAGUGCUCUACACAAUGGCCAUUCUUUUUAAAAAUUGAAGAUUAUGUUCUCUGUGCUGGUAUUGGAGACGAAAUGGGCAAUGCUUGUACUGGUGACGGUGCUGCUCCUUUAGUUGUUGAUGGGACAUUAAUUGGUAUGUUGUCGUGGGGUGGUAAUUGUAUGCUACCAGAUCAUUCAGGUGUCUUUACGAGAAUACCAUAUUUCUUGGAUUGGAUUAAUAAUGAACUUUCUUUAUUGUAA
Messenger RNA from Teleopsis dalmanni, 756 nucleotides. Its product is annotated as trypsin-7-like. Lineage: Eukaryota; Metazoa; Arthropoda; Insecta; Diptera; Diopsidae. The record is from RefSeq and is a predicted model, not a curated record. The transcript has a single exon. Gene Ontology annotation, biological process: proteolysis. Gene Ontology annotation, molecular function: serine-type endopeptidase activity. Bases 1 to 756 code for a protein of 251 amino acids.